AUGUUCUCCAAGUUGAAGCCCACUCCUCAGACCCCCCAAGAAACGAAUCCAAUAACCCAGUACUUCGAUAUUGGGAAACAAGUCGCCAGUGCUGGUCCAGAGCUCGUCUGGAAAAUACACGAAGCUGUCCGGAAAUCGGAUAAAAGGGAAGCAUCUGUGUUUUACUUUGAGAAAAGAGUAGCCGAAAAGCUUCAUAAGCCGAAGAGGAAAGAAACGAUAACUGAGAUUUUAAGAUUCAGCGUUAGACAAUUGGAUAGACUGAAACACCCUAAAUUGCUCACACUUUAUCAUCCUAUUGAAGAAUCUAAUGAUACAUUAGCUUUUGCUACUGAACCUGUCUUAGGGACCUUAGCCAAUGUUUUGGGAUGUCUGGAAGAACGACUGCCCCAAAACCUUCCACCAAUGGUGAAAGAAUACACAUUUUUGGACAUCGAGAUAAAAUAUGGGCUUUUACAACUAACAGAAGCUCUUUGUUUUCUGCACUAUUCGUGCAAGUUGAUUCACCGAAACCUGUGUCCACAGUCGGUAAUCAUUAAUAAACGUGGUACAUGGAAGUUGGCGGGACUAGAAUUUGCCGAGAAAUGCAACGAAACUGAUAUCAUGAAGCCGGUGCCUUGCCAAGCUUUUACAUCCAAAUUACCAAAAAUGGGCCAGCCGGAUCUCGACUACACUGCUCCUGAAAUCCAAAACCAUUCCAAGUGUAGUCCGCUCAGCGAUAUGUUUUCCUUAGGUUUGGUAAUUUGCGCGGUUUACAACGGUGGACAUUCCAUAAUUGAAGCAAACUUGAGCUGCGCCACUUACCAGAAGCAGCUCGAGAUGUUAGAAUCCAACUUGAACGAGUUACUUGAGAGAGUUCCACAUCAUCUUCAAGAACCACUGCAAAGUUUAUUAGAAAUGGACGCUCGUCGAAGGCCAAACGCACAGAACUUCUGUAUGAUAAAAUAUUUUAUGGAGCCCGCUGUGCACGCUUUGCAAUAUUUAGAUGUGAUUCAAAUGAAGGACUCAACGCAUAAAUCACACUUUUACCAUAAUUUACAAGGAACGUUAUUUAGUAUCCCUAAGAAACUUUGGUUUCAGCAUGUUCUGCCCUCAUUAAAGACUGAAUUGCAGUCUCCAGAAGUCUUAGCAGCUGCAUUGCAGCCUUUACUGUUCAUGAUAGAAGAAAGUACUACAGAAGAAUAUCAAAAUGAAAUACUUCCAGUUUUUAGAACCGUGUUCAGCAUGCCCAAAUCAGUACAGGCAACUGUGACAUUGUUGGAAAACCUGGAUAUAAUAAUGAAAAAAACUCCUAAAAGUGAUAUAAAGGCCGAUGUCCUGCCCAUGCUAUACAGCGCUUUUGAGUCCACAACACCACAGAUUCAGUGUGCUGCUUUACAAGCUGUAACGCAAAUAUCGGAUAUUUUAGAAGAGCAAGCUGUCAGAAAGAUGGUUUUACCUAGAACAAAGCAAGUUUUCGAUAACAACUCAGGAGUCAAGGAAGAUUCCUAUAUUCAGGUGCAAGCCAUCGCUCUCACUUGCGUCGAAAAAAUCAUCGACAAACUGGAGAAGACGAAUAUCCUGGAUGAAGUGCUCCCCAUGCUUGGUAAAGCUAAGCUACAGGAUCCAGCUAUACUGAUGCCGGUCGUUAGAAUUUAUAAGCACAUGCUAGGCGAAAAGAAGUAUGGACUAACUGUGAAUUUACUUGCGACGAAAGUUAUGCCCGUACUUAUACCUGUAGUUGUCAGUCCAGGAUUGAAACUAGAUCAGUUUACUAGUCUUGUUGAAUUGCUAAGAGAAAUGCUAGAUCACGUUGCAAGGAACCAAAGAAAUAAGCUCAAAUUAGAAAAACUUUCUUCAACAGAAAUUAUUCCUACUACAUUCACCACAACGGCUGAGCAAUCGGCCAGCUACCCUCAUCGGCCGCCCACUCUCCGUUUGGAAUCGAGACGCCAGUCGAUAUCAGUUGACGAUGUGGCUAGACGCUCAUCGGCGAAUGGUGGAUCAGAAGCAUCGUCACCAGAUUCAAACCUUCUACGUGUUCAAGCUACACUGCCUGGUCGGCGCCAUUCUGACAAUACCAUACAACCUCCCCGAAUCCUCAUCGCACCAUCGAGUCCUGAUGGUUCAUAUACUCCUGGCAACCUGCAGAUGCGAAGACAUUCCAGUGUGUGUCCCCAAGAUAUACGAUUCCAAUUUUCGACAGCAAAGAUAAGCCCAUCUCCUAUAGUUACCACGCCGAACGUAGGAAUGGAUUUCUUGAGCUCAGGUCGUUCCAACAUGCGAAGAUACUCCGCUGCUGCCCUUUAUGCAAGUAGUGGAGUCCCAGCCACCUGCAAUAGCCGAGGCCCCAGCCCUGCUGGUUCUGCGUCCAGUUUACUUCAGCAAAUAGGAUCAGGCGUGGUACGAUCAAAAUUUUUCAAUUUUCGUUCAAUGAUCAAUCAGGUUAUUAAACACUUAGAAGCACUCUUGUAG
Uloborus diversus is the source of this 2451-nucleotide messenger RNA. It is a transcript of the gene bma, whose product is annotated as SCY1-like protein 2. NCBI's taxonomy places the organism in Eukaryota, Metazoa, Arthropoda, Arachnida, Araneae, Uloboridae. Gene Ontology annotation, molecular function: ATP binding; protein kinase activity. The transcript has 16 exons. The record is from RefSeq and is a predicted model, not a curated record. Bases 1 to 2451 code for a protein of 816 amino acids. Gene Ontology annotation, biological process: protein phosphorylation.